Messenger RNA from Odontomachus brunneus, 4242 nucleotides. RefSeq names its product protein real-time (gene retm). Lineage: Eukaryota; Metazoa; Arthropoda; Insecta; Hymenoptera; Formicidae. The transcript has 15 exons. Bases 225 to 2234 code for a protein of 669 amino acids. The record is from RefSeq and is a predicted model, not a curated record. Gene Ontology annotation, cellular component: cytoplasm.
GUAAAAAAGUAUACUACACUCGCGAGCUCUUUCUCCAUCUAGUUUUCAUUGGACAGUGACAGUGCUUUCUAUACCUUAAUUGGAGAGUAGUCGCAAGUCCAGUCUGUUGAUUGAUCACUUGUAAUGGCAGUAGUGUGUAUAUAUCGUGAUUGAAUUACCAUAAGCUACAAGCAUAAUCAGUGUAUAUUUAAUAUAAAAAAUUGUGUAAAAAGAAUUGACAAACAAUGGUUCAACAAUACCAAUCGCCCGUUCGAGUUUAUAAGCACCCCUUCGCUCUUGUCAUGAUGGCAUAUGAACGUAGAUUUCCUACAUGUCCACAGAUACCUGUUUUUGUUGGGUGUGAAGUUAUGUUAGAUGAGGAGAGCAAGGAUGGUGCUGUUAGAACCACAGAAAGACGGUGUAAAUUAAAUGUGGAAGCACCUUAUAUCUUAAAAAAAAUAAUUGGAGUGGAUUUUGUAUACUUUAUUCAAAGGAAUGUUUUAGAUAGACGCAAUAAUGUUUUGGAAAUAGAAGCUUACAAUGAAAGCUUUUCCUCUAGAGUGACUGUUAUUGAGAAAUGUAGAUAUUUUAUUCAUCCUGAAAAUGCAGACUGGACUUGCUUUGAACAGACGGCAAGUUUAGACAUAAGAAAUUUCUUUGGUUUUGAAAAUUCAAUGGAGAAAUUAGCAAUGAAGCAAUAUGCUCAAAAUAUUGCUAAGGGUAAGGAAAUUAUUGAGUUCUUCAUAAAUCAAUUGAAGGAAGAAGGCAUUACUUAUGUGUCUCCAUGGAAAGAUCCACAAGAGAAAUCACCUGAAGAAGAAAAGAAAAAUGUGGACGAAAAUAAUGAGUUAUAUAGCGACAAAGAAUUAUGCAAUGCCGACAGCAAACUGCCUAGCAACAGAGAGAUGCAACUGUCUUCGGAUUACAUCGAGAGAUAUUUAGGUAAAUUAGAUAUGCUACAGGAAAGCAAACUAGUCCAACUCAGACACAGUAUAGAGGAAUUAAGGGGAAGCUCUGUACCGGGAUACGCAACUCUUCUACGAUUCCUGCGAGCCGCAGAAUUUUCAGUCGAAAAGGCUAGAGAAAUGUUAACUCAAUCUUUACAUUGGAGAAAAAAGCAUCAAAUCGAUAAACUUCUCGAUGAAUACGAAAUGCCGCAAGUAAUUAAGGAUUACUUUCCUGGUGGUUGGCAUCAUUUUGACAAAGAUGGACGACCCUUAUAUAUCUUAAGGCUCGGUCAAAUGGACGUUAAAGGUCUACUCAAAUCGAUUGGAGAGGAUGAAUUAUUAUUACUGGCUCUACAUAUCUGUGAGGAAGGCCUGCACUUGAUGGAGGAAGCCACAACUGUUUGGGGACAUCCAGUUUCACAAUGGACUCUGUUAAUAGACUUGGAAGGUUUAAAUAUGCGGCAUUUAUGGAGACCUGGGAUAAAAGCAUUAUUGAGAAUAAUCGAAAUAGUUGAAGCAAAUUAUCCAGAAACAAUGGGAAGAGUUUUGAUUAUACGUGCACCUAGAUGCUUUCCUAUUUUGUGGACACUAAUCAGCACUUUUAUUAACGAGAACACUAGGAAAAAAUUCAUCUUCUAUUGUGGUACAGACUAUCAAGAGCAAGGAUCUGGAGGUCUCGGUGAAUAUAUUAAUCAAGAAUUUAUUCCCGAUUUCCUUGGUGGUUCUUCAGAGACAUAUAUAAUGGAACGUGGAGUAGUGCCGAAGAACUUAUACAGGCUGGACUUGGAGGGUACCACUGGUGAACACGAACACAGUUUAUAUCAUUCCAUCAGCUUGAGUCGUGGCCAAACUCAUCAUAUAUUCAUAGAAUCUGAUGAUCCAGGCGCAGUAUUGACAUGGGACUUUGAUGUGAUGCGGCAUAAUGUUGUCUUCACGGUUCUUCACAAAUCCAGAAAUAGUGAAAAUGGCGCGAUAGCAGAAAUCUCAGAGCUCGCAAUAGGUGGUGAUCACGAUAUCGUAGUUGCAAAAGAGUUAAGAGAUAAUUAUGUUAAAGUCGAACCCAGUGUAGUUUGUCACGAUGGAGAGAGUAUUCAGGGAACUCAUAUCAUGCAAGAUGCAGGUACCUAUGUAUUACAAUGGCAAAAUCAAGAAGACCAAACUGAAUUUCUUCCAUCUAUUAGUUCUCACAAGGCCCAACUUAUGUAUUUUUAUGAAACAUUGCCAUCUGCACAUUACAGGGGUUCAAUGAUGAGCUUGCAGUCUGCUAUAAGCGGAAGAUCAGAGGCUAGUUCGUCUUUAUCCAGAUGAAAAACAAUGGAUAUAAACAUUGAAAUGCAGGAAACUUGAGUGUGAUUUUAUUAUCAUCAUUUGAUAUGCUAUGAAGACAUAAAUCUCAUAAUUAUGUUUAAAGGGGUUAAGGUGUGACAUGAAUUUUAAUUAUUUUGAUAAUUUAUCUUUCAUUCCUUCGCGCGGUAACUUCCAUAUAUACUUCAAGUCCAAACUACUGCAGGAAUCCAAUUCUCAAGCCUAAAAUACUCACCUCAGUAAUUGCAUAGCCAAUGUUAUCAUAUUAUACUUGUUAAACAUUGAUACAGUGUAUAAUAAUGUUGUCUGUUUUAAACAUUAUUUUCGUAUAUAAACUAGAUCUCAAAAUAAAAUCUUAUACAUUUGAUAAAUCAUAUUACAAUAUAAGAAGUAAUUGAGCAUUACAACAAAAACGCAUUGUAAUUUCCAGCUCUAAGGUGAAUAGUACUACAAAGUACGCAGUUGUAAUUAAUGUAUAUUAAUUUAUAUAUACAUAUAUAUUUAUAUAUAAAGAACUCGAAUAACGAAAAAAUGUUCUUCCUUUGUGAAAUUACAUUUUACUCGUAACUUAUCUUGAAAAGGAAAGAACAUAUAUAGGAAUUUUUGUAGAAUUAUAACGAAACAUUCCAUCGCUGAUUGACAGAACACAUUGUACCGCAUUUAGUCCAUUUUUCGCAUACUUCCACGAAUCUUUUAAUGUAGCAUACAAAGCAUUAGCGAAUUACAUUAGAAUUUCACCAGAAUAAAUAGUAACAUAUAUAGAUUAAGUUAAACGUUUAAACGUUGUGAUGACGCUUUCAAGUUUAGGAAAAAUAGCUGCCUAAAAAUUAAUAAACACAUGCAAUAUAUUUAAUAAUUUGUGUGCCAAAAUGUUUAAUGAAGAAUACAUUUAGUACAACUAAAAGAACGAAUUAUCAUAAAUUAUAAUAAGAGAAAACUAAUUUUGAGACAACAAUAUACUAUUACAGAAUACAAUUUAUGAAAUAAUCAUUAAAUAUGGAUAAUUGCUUUGACAAGGAGAUAAUACUUCAAAUGUGUUAUUGUUAAUUUUCAGGUAGCACGCCUAGCAAGAAUACAUUAAUUUAAUAAGCAUAAUAUGUAUAUAAGUUAUUUGAAAGCCGACGAAGAUUAAAACAACUAAAGUUAUGAAAAUUAAUUCUAAAACGCAAGAUAUUAUAUUCAUAAUAUAUAAAUAUUGUAAAUAACUAUAGUCAAUUAUCGGAAUAAUAUAAGAACAAUGUUGAAAAUGCUCAUAUACUUUCGAUGUUGAUAUCGAAGUAUAAGCAAAGAAAGCUUUUAUAUGAGACUGUCCAUAAUCUCCAAGACAUAAUUUGUAGGAUUACAGAUGCUCUAUUUAUUAAUCAACUAUAUUAAUGAAUAGAAACAUUCUUCCAACGUGUUCUUAACAAAUUUUGUCUUGAUGAUUACUGAUUGCAACCAAUAGUUCAAGUAAGGAAACAACAUAUUUUUCAAAUGGAGAUUUUUGGGAUGGACAGAAGACAGAUAUGUUUUUACUAGAAUAACAUAACGAAAUUGUAUGGCCGGCCACUUGAUAUGAUAUCAGAAAUUAUACUUGUUAGACAAAGAGAGUUAAUUAAGAAUAUUGCAUUCACUGGUUAUUCAUCACUAGGAUCCAAUUUGCUGUUUUAAAAUAUAGUUAAAUAGUUGGCAUGUGAAGUAUGUAGCACGUCAUUAUAUUGCAUAUAGAGAGGAAGAAAAUGAGAAAUAAAAUGUAUAUGAAUUUGUAAAAUUUAUAUGCACGAAUUAUUCGAGGUAAUAGAAAAAAAAGUUUAUAGAAGUUCUUAUUAUCUAAUAGUGUGCAAUACGCGUCUUCUUUGCGACUAGAAAUUAUAUAACAUGAUAUUGUGAUUUAGAGAACAAAUAAGAUGACAACACACCACUGAUUUAAAACAUCGCAUAAUGUAGUGACACGUAGCUAGUAAAUGCUAGUAGCGUCGUUACUCCUAUUGUCAUACAAGUUCAAGGCAAUAAAAAUAAAAUUUUAUGUUUA